AUGAACAUGAAAUUGACAAGGCGUAACCCACAUUUUGCUUUCAUUGUUGUGACCAUCUUAUUGUGCUUGCAAAUCAGAGCAAACUACACUGACCAUCCCUGGUUCACAAAUGAGAGCUACUUGGGUACCACUACCCAAAACGUAAGUGGAAAACCAGAGUACACUGAAGCCAGUACAAAUUUUAUUACGCAAGACACAGAUUACAAUGCCGAGUCAACUACUACUUUUGAAAUGCAGACAGCCGCCUUUCAAUCAUCAACAUUUGGUCAGGAACCUACAACAUUUUCCCCUAGCUUUCAUCUUACUUCUGCAGUUCAGACGCUUUGACCACCACCAAGACCCAGAUUACAACAAAACACUGAAAAUUGUGAAGAAAAGAAUAAAUUGCUGAUACCAAUUUGUUUCACAAUAGCAAUGCUUGUUCUUGCUUGCACAUUCUGUCUGUCAACUGUGGUAAUGGCAAAUAAGGUAUCGUAUCUCAAAAGAUUUAAGAAGAAAGCGUAUGCCAGAAGUAAUGGUGAUUUUCUGGUUAGUAGCAAUUUAUGGCCAGCUGGAUAUACAUGGCAGAGGAAGUCUAAAGAGCUAACAGGGACUGACUUGAUGAUGCAAGACCUGAUAUCAGAGACAGCUAACACAAUUCAAAGAAAAAUGCAGUUGAAAACAACUGAGAAACUCACUAGGGGAAGAGCUAAUCAGAAAAAUGAAGAUGCAUCAAAACCAUGUGACAGCACCAUAACCAAUUUUAUAGUGAGAUUUAAAUAAGCUCAGAUUCCUAACCGAGAUGACACUGCAGCCUUGAAGUAACAUUAUAGUGCCAUACAGGAGAACCAGGUUCACAUCCUGAUUGGUUUCACUGCAUAACAAUGGGAACUCUAGGCAGUAGCACACCAGCUCCAUAGGAAGGAGCACCCCAACUUGUGUGCAACCAACCUUUCAGUCAUUUGAAACAGUAACCCUGCCUUUAAAGGGAGACCUCUCCAUUAUGCUUUGAAAGAAAUUGGUGGGGCAAUGGAGCUGAGUGGGGAUAAAGAAACAAAAUAUUUAGGAUAUUAGGGCUGCAAAAGGAACUCCACAAAGGCCAUGGGGAUGGACCAAUAGCCUAGUAGGUAUAGAAUCCGCAGAGUGCUAUUUAUGGGUAUAUGAUUACUUUUUUUUAUUUUAAAUGAAGCUCAUUUCUCUCUGAUGUAAUCAGUGCAACCCACAACCAGUAGGUUAGGAGACCACUGAUAUUGCAAACAGAAUCUCAAGAGCUCCUAAGCACACUUUUGUAAAUCAGAGGUUCUCAGAUUGUGGUCUGUUAACCACUGAAGGUAUGCAGAGAGCUGGCUGAUCACAUGGUGCUAUCUCCUCCUUGUUGCCAUCUGCUUAAUUAUAUUAAGAAACAGUUAAAAAUAACUAACAUGCAGGCAACUGCUGUAGUUGUUAGAGAGAUGUUGCAUGAUGAAAAAUGGGAGUAGAGGGCCACGAAUGGGAAGUGUUUCCUCACACUAACUCUAUAAUAAGAUAUGCUCUGAAUUGUGAAGAAGUUUGAGCACCCAUAUACUAAGUGUUGCGUGAGUCAAUCUCUAAAAAACUAGCAUUUUCAGUUACUUGUGCUGGCAUUUGUUUGGUUGCACCUAACUUUAAAGCAAAUAUAUUGUACAGUAAAGUUACAAUUUCUGCUCUUGUUCUUUCAAAACCAUAACACAAGCCUACCUUGCUUUUGAAACUAAUUAAAGUCAACUGUAUUUGCUGAGCUUUAAGUUUGUGCAAAAAUAUAUAAAGCUUGUUUAAUACGUAACUGGUUGCAGUAAACUCUCACUUGGUAACCCCAAUAAAAACGUACAAUAGAUUUUGAAA
Messenger RNA from Dermochelys coriacea (leatherback sea turtle), 1839 nucleotides. It is a transcript of the gene EVI2A, whose product is annotated as ecotropic viral integration site 2A. Lineage: Eukaryota; Metazoa; Chordata; Testudines; Dermochelyidae. Gene Ontology annotation, cellular component: membrane. The record is from RefSeq and is a predicted model, not a curated record.